AUGGAGUUGGGAAAAGGAAAACUCUUCAGGAGUGGGCUGAAUGCCUUGUAUCAAGCAGUCCACCCAGUUCACGGCCUUACCUGGACCGAUGGGAGGCAGAUAAUCCUGACCGAUGUACGGCUUCAGAGCGGAGAGGUCAAGUUUGGGGACUCGAAGGUCAUUGGACAGUUUGAGCACGUGCAUGGGGUGUCGUGGGCCCCACCUGGCGCAGCUGACACGCCCCCUCUGCUCGCUGUCCAGCAUAAGCAGCAUGUCACCGUGUGGCAGCUGUGUCCCAGUACUGUGGAAACCAGCAAGCCAUCCAUGUCUCGGACCUGUGAGAUCAGAGAAUCACACGCCGUCCUCCCCCAAGGCUGUGUGUGGCACCCAGAAAGUGCGGUUCUGACCGUGCUGACCGCACAGCAUGUCUCUGUCCAUGACCUUCACUGUCACAGUUCCCGAGUGAGAGUGGACAGCGGCACCCAGGGCCUCAUUCACUGUGCGUGCUGGGCCCGGGAUGGCCGGAGGCUGGUGGUGGCGGUGGGCAGUAGCCUGCACUCUUACAUCUGGGACGGUGCUCAGAAGACUCUUCAGAGGUGCUCCUCCUGCCCCGUGUUUGACGUGCACAGCGCCGUGCGCGCCAUCGGGGCCACGGUGGGCUCCCAGGUCGUCAUAGCCACUGAACUCCCAAUAGGGAAGAUUUGUAGCUUAAAAGCAUCUGAAACAGUUGGCGGUCCACCUGGCAGUGAAGACACUUGUCUGUAUACCUCGCCGGUUAUUGGUGAGAUGCCCUCUGUGGCUAAAGGGACAAAUUCCGACACAGCAGUUUCUCCCUUUUCUUCUCCCGGUUCAGAUCCUCUGGAUCUAACUCACAUACGUUUCAACAGAUCCGAGUCUGAGAGCAGUGCCCUUAUUUGUCUGAGAAAAAAGGAUCGCUUGGCAGGAACCGAUCUGGAUUCUUCACAUUUGAUUCUUGUGACCUUCGAGAAAGAGGUUACCCAGACCAAAAAAGUCACCAUUCCGGGCAUUCUGGUUCCCGAUCUAAUAGCAUUUAAUCCGGAAGCAAAGGUUGUGGCAGUGGCUUCCAAUACUUGUAAUAUAAUUUUUAUCUAUUCUGUCGUUCCAUCGCUUAUGCCAAACAUCCAGCAAAUUCAAUUAGAGAGUGGUGAGAGACCAAAAGGCUUAUGUUUCUUGACAGAUAAAUUAUUAUUAAUCUUGGUAGGAAAACAAAAAUCCACUGAUUCGACAUUUCUUCCUUCUUCAAAGUCCGAUGAGUAUAUCAUUCGCUUGGUUGUUAGAGAAGUAAGGCUGAAAGUUGAAUUUCCGGUGAGGGAAGACCAGAGUGGCUGCUCUACCUUCAGCGCUCUGUUAAAUAAAGCAGAGAGGAAAAAGCUAAUUGAAAGUCUUUCGCCAGAUGUUUGUCACCAAAACAGAGGACUCUCCUUAACAGCUACUAGCAGUAGUCAAAGUGGAAGGCCUGGAAUUACUCUUAUUAAAGAAAUCAAAAGUCCUCCAUCCACUGUCUGUGAUGACUCCAUCGCCCUGGAGACUCCAGAUGCUGAGCCUGUUAAUGGGUCAGCGACACUGCCCAAACCCAGCAGCAUACCAGACUACACCUGCACCCCGGACCCUCUCAAUUUCCCUCCAGGAAAGAACUUACAACGGGAAAAGGAAACUCGCCAGCUCUCUAAGGGACUGGAAACUUUAUCUAGGAAACUGAUUGAAGUACAGCGCUGUCUCUCUGAACUCACAGACUUCCUACAGAAUGGAGAGAAGUCCUCUCCGGUGUAUCCACUCUCUCAGGAUCUGCCUUAUGUCCACAUCUCUUACCAGAAACAUUCUGUAGAAUCCGUUGUUGAAAAAAGAGACGUGCUUCUCUGCAAUGGCAAACUCAGGCUCAGUGCAGUGCAGCAGGCUUUCGGCCUCGCCCUUAUUGAAAUGCUACAUGAGUCCCGCUGGAUCCUUCUCUCUGCUGAUAGUGAAGGCUUCAUCCCAUUAACUUUUACAGCCGCACAGGAAAUAGUCAUAAGAGAUGGCGGCUCCAGGCCAAAUAUCUUCAGAGACUCUUUGUCUCCGAGUCUGGAUUCUGGUCCUUGUCCUGAAGUCUUUAGAGAACGUACAGCCCGAAGUUCAGGUGCCGCCAGCUAUUCGAACCACCUGGGCUGA
This is a messenger RNA of Pipistrellus nathusii (Nathusius's pipistrelle), 2145 nucleotides long. Lineage: Eukaryota; Metazoa; Chordata; Mammalia; Chiroptera; Vespertilionidae. The record is from the annotation of a GenBank genome assembly.